AUGGCGGCCAAAGAUGAGAACACCGUCGUUGAGAUCUCCGACUAUGACACCACCACGCACAGUUCUCUCAUUGACUCCAAGCAGGAGAAGAAGGUUGUUGAUGAGCCUGCCAGCCGUGUCAACAUGGUCACCCAGAGCGAUCUUGAUGAUACCACUAUCUGGUACAACAAGCACAAGCACCUUGGCGAGGAGCCCAUGACCGAGAAGGAGGUUAGCAGGCUCAACCGCAAGAACUUUUGGUUCCUGCUCUGCCAGACCUGGUGGGUUGCUUUCCUCAUCCACUUGGACAAGUCGACGCUGUCCACCGCCAGUACCAUGGGUCUCAAGAAGGAUAUUCCCAUGACCAAGGACCAGUACAACUUGACCUUUACCCUUUUCUACCUUGGCUACCUCAUCGCCCUCUGGCCUGGUGCAGCUCUCGCCCAGCGCAUUGGUCACAAGCAGCUCAUUGUUGGCUCCCUUACUCUUUGGGGUUUGCUGCUUGGCCUUCACAUGGUCAUCACCAACAUUUCGCAGCUCUUGGCUUUGCGAUUCCUUCUUGGCAUGACUGAGUCCCAGAUUGUGCCUUCUUGCACUGUCCUUCACCAGGCUUUCUUCCCUCCUAAGAAGAGUCCCUGGGUCCAGCUUCUGUGGUGGGCUUCCGGCUCGUUUGCCAACGUCCUGCUUACCAUGGUUGCCUACAAGCUCAUUCUCGAUGCUGAGGCUGGUCCUCUUCCCGGUCACAUUGUCUCGUGGCGAUGGAUGCAUCUCAUCUGUGUCAUUCUGACUGUCAUCGUCAUCAUCCCGCUUGCCAUCUUCCUUCCCAACAACCCUACCCGCGCCAAGUGGCUCAAUGACAAGGAGAAGGUUCAGACCAUCAGCAUGAUUCGCGAGACCCACGCUGGUAUUUCCAACAAGGUCUUCAAGUGGUCUCAGGUUUGGGAGGUUAUCAUCGACCCCAAGAGUUGGCUUUUCAUCCUGCACAUGUUCUUCAACGAGCUGCCCAACAACACCUCUCAGCAGCUGCCAUCUCUUCUUGUCGGCUUCGGCUUCACUGCCGCUCAGAGUGCCCUGUUUAACAUUGCCAAGCCUCUCUGGGGUUCGUUCUUGGUGUUUGUUUCCGCAGCCAUGCUCUACUUGACCGAUCUUGGUGUUGGAUACACCUGCGCCAUCUCCUACAUUCCUUGCAUUAUCGGCGGUAUCAUUAUGGUUGCUACCCCCUGGAACAACAAGGUUGCACUUGUUGUCGGAACCCAGAUUUCGACUUUCAAGCCAUCGUACCUUCUCGGCCUGUCCUGGGCUGGUACCACCACCACCGGCUACACCAAGAAGCUGACUCUCAUGUCCACCUGCAUUGUGUCCGCUUCCGUGGCCAACAUGAUUUCUCCCCUCUUCUGGGAAGCCAAGUACGAGCCCUACGACUACCUGCCUUGGGGUUUCAUGACCGCCUUCUGGAUCAUCUCUCCCAUCAUGUGUAUCAUCAUCCGCUUCUACCUUGUUAACGAGAACAAGAAGCGUGAGCGCCUGCUCAUGGAGAAGGGCAACGACUCCGAAGUUGAAGGCCUCGACACUGGUAGCGAGAUCAUGCACCUCAACGACAAGGAUCUUGAUCUUACUGACAGACAGAACUUGCGUUUCGUUUACCCCUUGUAA
Molecule: messenger RNA, 1632 nt
Organism: [Torrubiella] hemipterigena
Lineage: Eukaryota; Fungi; Ascomycota; Sordariomycetes; Hypocreales; Clavicipitaceae
Source: the annotation of a GenBank genome assembly